This is a messenger RNA of Bursaphelenchus okinawaensis, 1500 nucleotides long. NCBI's taxonomy places the organism in Eukaryota, Metazoa, Nematoda, Chromadorea, Rhabditida, Aphelenchoididae. The record is from the annotation of a GenBank genome assembly.
AUGUUGAGGCACAAUUACAGGACGUUUCUACAGCCUCUGAGAUGUGCUUCUGUUUGGAUCAAUAGUUCGUAAGUUCAUAUUGAUUUAGGCUGUUUCGAUGUGUUUUAUUUGGUAAAAUGUAAUAAAUUAUUUAAUUUUAGUGCCCAAACAUCUCAGAACAGGGAAGUAGAUGUAGAAAAGGUGUUUUGCAAGACUGAUGUACAAUCCUUGCUGUACGACAUAACCGGACUUGAUAUGGAGAGUAAAGUGUUUAGAGAAAGAACAAUUCCACAACAGCAACGUUCACAAUACCAUCUAAUGACGGACAAUAUGUUGGAAGAGGUAACGGAGAUUGUUUUUUAAUUAUUUUUAUUGUUUUAGACAUUGAAAAAGUUCGAAGAAAGAGGCAAGAAGUUUCUACAACUGGUUCCUUUCAAAGAACCUCGAGCUCGAGAGUUCCAAGUGUUGUCCAAAGAUCCUGAACUUGUUGGCUUCGACCAGUCGAAAUACGUGUUUACGGACAUUACUUUCGAUGCAACGAAUAGGGUAAGGUUUUAUGAUUUUAAAAAAACUGUUUAAUUGAGUUUUUAAACUGAUUUACAUUAAAAUUAUACUAUUUUUGGUUGGAAAUUGAAGAAUAACCUGUUAUUUUUUAGUUUUUUGUUUAAUUUAUGAAAAUAAUAGUACGAUACAUAAGUAAAAGUGUCAAUUUGUCUUUUUACUAUCAUAUUUUUUGAUUUUAGGACCGUCUUGUGGUUAUCAGAGAGACUGAUGGUACCUUAAGAACAGCAUUGCCCGAUGAACAUGAUAGGAUGAACAGAGUAUAUUACGAACAGCCAGACCGACCAGUCAUUCCACCAAAAGUGUUUUCAGACCCUCAAUUAUCAGUGAGUUAUAUUUUUGUGUACAAUACAAACUUAUGUAUAACGCAACUGUUUGAAGUUUGUAGGUAAUAUUAAAUAUUAUCGUGUUGACCUAUUGAUUCGUACUGUUUUGUAACUGUUUAAGGAAGCUUUGGCUAAAAACAAACACGAAUUCAUCAUGGAUUGGGCAUGUUACUUCUUUGAGCCGGAUUGUCCUGACUUUGUUGAGGUAAGUAUACAGUAAUUGUGAUUAUUAAUAAGGUAUACCUUCAUUUUUAUAGCGUAAUAAAAAUUAGGAUUAAAAUUAUUAAUUAAAUUGUUUUAGCUAUCAAAGAAAGUGUUCAAUGAUGCCAUCGAAAAGAAAAAGUUCCAAUUGUUGUAUUCAACCAGACAUUUUGGUACACUAGUGUACUACAGCUUGUUGAACAACAAUAUCGCUCCACUGUUGGAAUACUUUGGCACGAAAUCGGAUCUACAAAGCGCUGCCCGUGUUGUAUGCUUGUAUAAGACAAUGUACCCAGACUGGAGAACGGCUAUAUCGUCAGAAGAUACUCCUCAUCGUAUCUUGCAAGAUUACCUAAAACAAAAUAAGCCUGUCAUCAAGCGGAUACCAUCACUGGUCGCCGCAUUGGAAGGAAAAUCAAAGAAAGAAUCAUAG